GGCAAAGACCAGCAAGCGCUCCACGCAAGGACAGCAGAGCCCAGUGCAGACCCCAAAGUCUGCCAAGAACAAACGCGCACAGGGCUCCACCAAAACCAAGACCCCGGUUUCGACGCCAAAGUCGUCAGAGACAACUCAGACGACACCCGGAGCCCCCGUCAAGGCAUCCCGCAAGCGUCGUGCCGGCGAGCACAAGGAGGAGAGCCACUCCGUCGAGUUGGCGACAAGUCUCUCCCAGCUCCAGAUCGAGGAGCCUCCCAAGAAGCGUGCUAAGGGCACCAAGAACACUCCAUCGAAACAGGCAGUGGAGUUUGAGGAGGAGCCGGCUCCGCAGACGCCGCCCUGCAAGCCGCGCAAUGCCAAGAAGGGCGACCGCAACAAUCAAAGAUCUACGGUCGACGAGACAUGCUGGACUCCACCGCGCACAAGCCCGCACCCAGGAAAGACGCGCUCCUCCAAGACCAGAAGCGGAGGAAGCAUGAAGUCCGAGAUUGAUCCAGAAGGCUUAGCAGCUCUUCGUGCUGUCCAGGAUGCUUUUGCACCACAGCCAGGCUCAGUCGGGAGCUGCUCACGAAUUCUGAGGUUUGAGGACUAG
Molecule: messenger RNA, 595 nt
Organism: Symbiodinium pilosum
Lineage: Eukaryota; Dinophyceae; Suessiales; Symbiodiniaceae
Source: the annotation of a GenBank genome assembly